Molecule: messenger RNA, 1404 nt
Organism: Leishmania braziliensis MHOM/BR/75/M2904
Lineage: Eukaryota; Euglenozoa; Kinetoplastea; Trypanosomatida; Trypanosomatidae
Exons: 1
Coding region: 1-1404 (467 amino acids)
Source: RefSeq, a predicted model, not a curated record
AUGCACUUCUCUCAAUACCCUCUUCGACUGACGGACCUGGAGCGGCAGAAGCUGCAACUCAUCGUGGCGGCACUGAAGGUGAGUGAGUACACGGAUGACGUUGAUGACUUCAUGCACCCCUAUGGAAAAGAGGGGCGCAUGGUGACGGCUAUGCGUGAGUUCAUCGACAUCGUUGUCGGACUCGCAAUAGCCUCGGACGCCAUUCCACGUUCCAUGAAGAACUCAUUCCUCGCAGGGGAAGUGAAAGUGGCCACGGUGGUGCCACUGCUGGAGGAUCUCUUUGAAAUUAUGCGCCGCCACAAACGGCUGAACCCCUUCAGCCACCGCGGCGAGUUUGGCAAACUAAUGAUGAUGCUGCAGGAUGUACAGAAGCAGUCUCUUCAGCGCGCUCUUGAAAUUCAAAGUACGCUUGUCAUACCGGUGCGCACCGUGGAGGCGGCUCUCUCUAGCAUCCAGUGCGAAACCCUCGCUGACGACGAGGCCGUACGCACUGAUUAUCUGAAGAGAACGAGGUCUGAAAAACAGGCUGGCAUGCAGAACCUUAUCGACCGCUACAGCCAAGGUGAUGAGCACAAAAAGGAGGUCAUCGAGCACUGCCUGCGCAGUAUUGAUGAUGUUUAUUCGUUUAUUCAGUCUAGCACGCGGCCGCUUCGUACCUUGCGGCGCUAUCUUAGCCGCGACUUCGAGCUUCUUCCAUCAGACAACGUCUAUAGCAUCGCCAUCCGCCACGGCUGCAGCGGUGCCCGCUUCACGCACAGCCACGCCACGCACUGCCAGUACGUCACCGAGUCGCUGCUGCUGUGGGAAAAUGUGCAGAAGAACAUUUUGAACUUGUGGGAGGCCGCUGAAGACGACAUGCUCGUGGCGGGGCAGGGCCAGUACGUCGUGGCAAACACAGGGCAGGGGUUUCAUCGUAUGUGCUCAGCGCCACGGAGCUACGCGGUCAUGUCACGCCUUGUGCGCGACACGGAGCAACGCAUGGGGGGCUGGGUUGGAAUAAAGGUGAUCCACCUUGGCGACCGCGACGUUCCAAACCCACUCGUGUUCAUCGAUAAGUACACCGGCAUCCCCCCGUUGGUAAAACCGGUUCUGCAGACACUGCACGCUCUGCGCUACGUCUUCCAUGAGGAAGACGAGGAGGACGCAGCCCAGCCGCCUGUGGCGCACGAGUACGACAACUACCCUGGUCUGCAAAACCUGCUGCGCUCCAAGUAUCAUAGCUACAGCGAAUUGAUGAUGAUGAUCCUGAGCGACUUCUUCAAGCACGCCUUCGACGGCUCUGGUGACGACGGCGGCAGCUGCAUCGACGGGAGGCUUACAUCCGCGUGGAACUGGUGCCAUCAGUUGCACAAGAAGAAGUUCUAUGACGCAUUCGUGCUGACAGGCUUUACGGGGUUUGAUUGA